Messenger RNA from Radiomyces spectabilis, 881 nucleotides. RefSeq names its product ras-like GTP-binding protein RYL2. Lineage: Eukaryota; Fungi; Mucoromycota; Mucoromycetes; Mucorales; Radiomycetaceae. The transcript has 6 exons. Gene Ontology annotation, molecular function: GTP binding; GTPase activity. Bases 144 to 770 code for a protein of 208 amino acids. The record is from RefSeq and is a predicted model, not a curated record.
CUUUCCUUACUCGCUGAUUUUUUUUAUUUUUUAUAUUUUUUUCAUAGCUCCAUUUUUGUUUCCCCACUUUGAUUUUUUUUAUUUCACUUUUUUUUCCUUGCCCUGCUUUUUUGACAUUGCCUGUUUUUUUAAAUUUACCGUGCAUGUACGCCUCUUCCACAUUAGAAGCCAAAGUCGUCAUUUUGGGGAGUCAAGGCGUUGGUAAAACUUCGUUGGUUGUACGCUACAUAUCCAAAACCUUUUCACCCAACUCCACAUCCACUAUUGGAGCUUCGUUCAUGACCAAGAAAUUAACAGUCGACCAUUGCAAAGUACGAUUGCAGAUAUGGGAUACAGCCGGUCAAGAACGAUUUCGUGCCAUGGCACCAAUGUACUAUCGAGGAGCGCAAGCGGCAUUAUUGGUAUAUGAUCUUACAUCGCAAGAGAGCUUUGCGGAGAUGCAUUCGUGGAUUGAAGAGCUCAAAAGGAACAUGACUGAAGACCUGGUCAUCGUAGUCGUGGCCAACAAGUUGGAUUUGGCCCAAACACGUCGAGAAGUACCACUGGAGCAAGCACGGGAAUAUGUCACGCGCGUCUUGGGUCCAGAGACUCCGCUCUAUGAAGUCUCUGCAAAAGAUGAUGAUGGUACUAUCGAAGACAUCUUUCUUCAUUUAACUCAUGCAUUGGUGGAACGUAAACAGUAUUUGCCUCGUGACAGAAAAAGACAGCCUACCAUGACGAUUGUCGAAGACACGCCUUCCAACUCUUCCCUUUGCUGCGGAUAUCUCUAAUACCUAAUUACUUUUUUUUCUAUUUUUUUUUCGGCUUGUUACUUUUUCCUCUAUUAUCAGUUACAUCCACUUUUUUCUCUCUUUCGCUACUUUUUCUUUUUUCUUGCCUUU